AGUGUCCUUUAGUGUAUUGGAAAUACAGUAUAUCUCAAACUCUUACCAAAAGACACAAGACAAGUUUUACCGUCACCAUGAAAUAUUUGGCUCUGGCUUUGCUGCUAUGUGCCCUGCUGUCCCUGUCAAACGCUCAAUGCUUCCAUCAGGUCUUGAAACCAGGCGCGACCCAUUGUCAGGAUGAUGCGGAUGGCACAUGGCAUCCCGUAGGAUCUUCAUGGAGAAACAGUAACUGUAUGGACUGUACUUGUGAAGGAUGUUGCUAUGCGUAUUCAACCCCCAAGAGCUUCCCCAGCGACUGUGUGUCAGUGUUUGACUCUGUGGCAUGUAAAUACAUCGUGCACAAGAGGGAUGACCCAAGUGUACUUUGUCCGAUUUAUGGAGCAGUAGGAAAGUGAUUGUGUUGUGAAGCACUGUUCUACUUUUGUUUUUUGUUGUCGUUAAAUGGGGGAGGGACAUCUGUGAUCCCUCUUUGGCUCCCCACAAGGAAACACUGACUGUUGUGUAGGUGUGUCAAAGAAGGAAGCACAGCAACUGGAAAUUGAAAUGAAAAUACUGCUAAAAAUAAACUUUCACUUCAAUUAAUA
Molecule: messenger RNA, 587 nt
Organism: Acanthopagrus latus (yellowfin seabream)
Lineage: Eukaryota; Metazoa; Chordata; Actinopteri; Spariformes; Sparidae
Gene: msmbl
Product: beta-microseminoprotein
Exons: 4
Coding region: 78-398 (106 amino acids)
Source: RefSeq, a predicted model, not a curated record